This is a messenger RNA of Pyricularia grisea, 600 nucleotides long. RefSeq lists its product as uncharacterized. NCBI's taxonomy places the organism in Eukaryota, Fungi, Ascomycota, Sordariomycetes, Magnaporthales, Pyriculariaceae. The record is from RefSeq and is a predicted model, not a curated record. The coding region runs from base 1 to 600 and encodes 199 amino acids. The transcript has 2 exons.
AUGCGUGAUGAUAGCCCCAAUGGAGCCACAUCUGGUCGGGCAUCGGACCUUAUCGAGCAGUCACUCACCCAAAUCAACAAGAUCUAUCACUCGUACUACGAUGGUUUCCUCGACAUGACGGCAACCGCCCAGAUGACCAUCAGACGGAUGGAAAGCCUGCUUGCAACUAUUCCGGAGUCCAAGGCCAACCGGUGGCUCAACAUAAUGAUAGAACUCAUAACGAUGGGCGCAAUGAACGCCGCGGCGUCUUUAUUCCACACAUUUCUAGAGACGCUUCCAGCCAUGGAUAAAGGUUUCGGCGGACUUGAUAUAAUUAAGGAGACUCAUCUAAUGAUGGACGCUUGCGAAGGAUAUUGUGCAGAGUCCCGACGCGGACUGGCGGGAUACCGACUUCCAGAAGACCUUCUCCAAAUAUACAGCCCAGAUCAUGUUGGAAUGGCAAUGCAGGGCAAGCCUGGCAGUGAAGCAGCGCUUCGCUACAUGCACGGCGAGGCCCUCGAACAUGGCGGUGGCUGCCUCCAGAACAGGUUUUCGGCGCCUAAGGGGCUGGAGCCGCUGUCGAGUUCAUGGGAGGGCGCCAGUAUGUCUUUCAUAUUAUGA